Neurospora hispaniola is the source of this 369-nucleotide messenger RNA. RefSeq lists its product as uncharacterized. The record is from RefSeq and is a predicted model, not a curated record. The coding region runs from base 88 to 336 and encodes 82 amino acids. The transcript has a single exon. Lineage: Eukaryota; Fungi; Ascomycota; Sordariomycetes; Sordariales; Sordariaceae.
UGUAGGGAUACACGCGGUUGAUUGCCUUGGGCGAGCGAGCGGUUAAGGCAGAAGACCAGAUUCAGGAGGCCGGGAUCCGUUUCUAACAUGCGGUCUCCCUGCCGCAGAGUCAGGCGGAAAGCGCAAGACGCUCGUUUCCAGUGUUUCCUCCUCUUCGUCGUCUCGAGCCGAGCCGCCGAACCUUUUCCCAACGCCAGCCACCUUUCCGCACUCACCGAGGUCUAUAUUGUGCCAGUGAGUGGUGUGGAACUCUGGGUAGCACGGUUUUGCGCGGACGCCUGCAGUGCUGUCCUUCCACACUCUCACAGUUUCUGUUGGGCUUCACCAGAAAUCUGAUGGAGGGUACCUAAUCGAUUAGUCCGUUAAACA